AGAUUAACUAUUACUGUUACAUCACCAGGACAAUCUCUGGAAUGUAACUCGCCUCUAAUCCCUGAUCAAGAAACAGGCCAGUGUCGACCGCCGUGUGACUGGAGCACACAGUCGCCCCUGACUCAGAAAAUAAACUAUAUAACUAUUAUUGUCGGCUUGUGGGCAGCACUCAUCGCUACAGUCAUCACUGCCAUCACUUGGGCCAGCAUUAAAAACCUGUAAGUCGCCCAUUGAAUAAGUAUGGGAUCAUAUAGAGGAAAGUACCUGAAAAGUAGUCUGCUCCACAGCUGUUCUUUGUGUCAUCACGCAGCGCUCUUCCCCACAUUCAUUUCUUCAUGAAAAUAGUACCAAACGUAGAAGUAUUUUUAGCUCAUGAUCGAAAAAAGGGCACCGAAAUUGAGACAUUCUGCUAGCAAAGCAAAAUGAGAAACGCUCGGGAAGCGAACAUACCUUCCCUUUAUAAGUUUCCACAUGUUUUUCACUCAUUUUGCCGCGAUUUUUUUCAAUCCGCUGAACAAAAUCUGAACCCUUGAAGAAUUCUGCAAAAACCGGUCGAUUGUCCAUAAAAUCAAUCACAAUUUUGCAAAUUUCAUACCUGCGUUCCCUUCCCUUACAUCACGUGAUGCUUCCGCCGCUGCGCUCGCGGUGGGUAUUGGCUACAUCGUCCCUCUUCCAUUUUUUAUGGCUACCCUUGUCCUGCGGGCCCUAAGUUUGAUUCAGCCUCAUGUGAUCAUGAUGCUAAUUAGAAUAAUUUGAACCAAAACAGUCCUCUCAAAGAAAUAUGUCAGCUCUUUCUGGGACUCAUUUCAGCCCGAGGGUCCAUAUUCGAGUCUCUAAAACAAUUAGCUACUUUGGCCCUCACCGAGAUAGCCAAAUAAGACCCUUAUGAGGUACUGUGAUGUACUAACCAAACAGCCCCCGCCCCCCUCAACAGGUCUGUUGAAUUUUAUCCGUAGUAGAAAAUAACUGCAAUAUUCAUUCCAAACUUUUCCGUUUGAUCUUAUGUUAAUCUGUUUUUUUGUUCACACGUUUUUUUUUUCUUUCCCUUUUAGGCGCAAGUUUCCUCACGUUCUGCGUUUUUACAUUAUGAUUUGCUGUAUUGUUCUUGGUAAGCAUGAGAAUAUGUAGUAAUCGUAUAAAGUGAUUUUUACUGACGCCAAAAAUCGAUAUUGUAACAUUUCGUCUCUAUUGGUAGUGUUGUUAUAGUCGUUUUUGAUGUGGCUAAAGUCUUCCCAUAUUACUGACUGUAGAAUGUCAAAAUCGCUUGAACAAGCUACCGGACAUAAUAUGUUAGAACCCGCCCCACCAAAGUCCUCAGCUUCACUUCUUUGGAGAAAUCACACCGCAAGAUCCUGUGAAUUUACAUAUACCUCUUCCACUUGUUCUGGAUUUGCUUCUCUCUUACAUCAAAUGACAUCUUUUCAUCCACGCCGUUUACCUUUCCAGCAUAAAAAGAGUUUAUGUUAAACGCUACCGACGAUUAUCGAACAAACAUGCCCUCUAGUCCGAAAGCUUUGAAAAUCUGAUCGUUCGUCUUCUUUGUUCCUUGAAGCAAAUGUCAAGAUGAUUCCCAUUCAUAAGCGUCCGGAAACAACGUUCUGUCUGAAUGAAAAGUUUUGGUACCCGGAAGGACAAUCUUCAACGUGGGCUGUGAUUCAAGGUACUAUGAGUCAUCCAUUUUUAUUGUUUUUUUUUACGAUUUUUGUUAAGGAAAGGGGGAUGGGAUAAAAAUCUCCAGGAGACAGCGAGGGUCAACAGCAAGGGGAAAAUUGAAGAGGGAUUCCGACCCCGACGUAGGUUUGUUACGGGGGCCUUUUCACAGGAAAAGCGGGACAGCUUUUACUCACGUGUAAGACAUCCAUGACAAUUACCAGCCUCCAAGCAAUAAGCUGUCUUGGCGAUCUCUUUUCUCGAUUUAGGAAAAUGAGUUUUCUUUUUCCUUCCCGCGUCGAACCCCCGAGUCAACAGAAAAGAUAGAACUUGUUCGAGGGCUACCAAUUCUAUGGUCACUCACAACAAGCUGGUGCAGAACCCCCGAUCAAGAAAUAAAGCGAUUUUACCCAAUCCAUGACGCCUAUAACAACAAACUCAACUCCACAAAACUGCAUGCUAGCUUCAAAUUUAAGAUUAAGCAAAAACAAGAAAAUUACCCAACAAACACUGACAGAGAAAUGACGCAUAUCAAUGCAAACUGCCAAGCAAUUCCAUGAGCUUACUUGCCUCUCGUCAUUUGUUUUUUUCUAGGUGCUUUGACACAUUAUUUUUGCUUGGCUCAUUCCUUCUGGUCCAUGUGCUUCGUGGCCAACACGUACGCAGUGGUUGUUCACCAUAACAGAGCCGUCUUUAAACAUCCAAUCAAAAUCCACCUCAUGCAGUCUGUGUUGGGUUGGUUGGUGCCAGCGGUCGUUGUAGCCAGUUGUCUAUACUUCUGCCAGCCUGGAUACAAGUUUUACUUCAUGGACCUGAUGUCUGCAGGACCCGCCAGCUCUGAGAUGGCUUACUUUGCUAUCUCGUUGCCAUUGACUGUCACACUAGGUGUCUCCCUUUGUCUGCUGUGGUCUAUUGUGUGGCACAUUAGAAAGGUAUGGACGUAAUCGAAAAGUUUACCCUCGUAGCAAGUGAAAUAAAGGAGUGUUCACACGGGCUACAAGCGCACAUACUUUAGACUCGUUCAGACUGGUGCGCUCCCGACAUUUUGGUUUGUCAAAAUUCAAUUAUCGCUAUUUUACGUAGAUUCAAUUUGAAACAAAGUCUUUUUGGAAGUUUACUUUUGAUUGGGUGCGUUGUAUUUCUUUCAGGCACGUUUAGAUUCAACUAAACGCGUGAUCCGCGCGAGAGAAGAGCGAGACUCCAUGCGUCGAGUGGAGCGGCAGUUCCUGAGCAUGGCGUUCUUGAUAUUGUUCGUCGUUGGGUUGGUCCUCGCAUUAGAUGCUGUUGCAAUGAACCGCGCUCGAGACUUCAUACACCAGGCUAUAGACUAUUUUGACUGCCUUCAGGUAAGAUUCCAAGAAAACGCGACGCGCGCUAAGAGACGGACUCGCGCGCUUCUAUAGGACACCAUUAACCUGCCACGUUUAGUUGCUCAUAAUGCAGCUGCUCUUUCCCAGUCGUCUCUCAAUCAUCUAUUAAUAUUAACGUGAGAAGCGCGGGGGAGCGCGAGUGGUGAUGGGAAGGAGGAAUGAGGUGAGACCCUCUCUCUCCCUUUUGUUUACUUCCUUCCCAUCACCUCUGAUCUCGCGUUCCCUUCGGUCUCGCGUACGAUCCAAAUAGAGAGGACUGGGGACGAGUCAGCUAAUACAGAUCUUAAGGUGGCUGUCACUAGUUCUCUUGUCAGUGAAUAUGUUGCUACGGGUGACAAGGAAGGACAUGGUAACAAACUUGAAAAACUUUGACCAGCGUUUUCAAGUUUUUAUGUUAUGCCUGCGUAAAUCAGAAAAAUAACUUUGAUAGUUAAUGCUCCCGACGAAAGUUGUUUGAUAUCUUCUUCAUAACUCUCCAGGAGCAUUUUGUGUAUGGGGGGAGGCACAAAGUAAGAAAUGAUCUUACUACAGAAUUGACUUAAAACAGUAAUAUAUAUUCUUUUGACAUAGCGCCUUUAAGGUUCAUGCAAUAUGGAAAAGUAAGGCAGCUUAAUGUUUUUACUUUUAAUUUCGUUUUUUUUUUUAAUUUGAUGUUUAGAUCUCAAAGGACUGCAAGUCACCUAGUUACAACACCAUACUUCCUUUAGUGAUGGUCGUAGCACCCAGCUUUGUGUGCGUCGCCUUCUUCUUCUUGUUAUUCAUGAAUAAAGAUUGCCGUCAGAUAUGGAUAAACUGCUUCAAGAAGUGUAAAAAGAUUUUCGAACUAUGUAAGCCGGCCCCGGGAAGAAUACGCGCCGAUACUUAUCGCUCAAGAUGUUCUUCGACUCUCACGGUGAUCUCGGAUCGCAGGAUAUCGGAACAUUUCACUGCUGAUCAUGUUUUAAAACUAACACAUCCUUAUCUCUUUCCUGGUAGCGUGACAACAGUGAAUAUGGAGCGACCCAGAUCUUCCACGUUAAGCUUACUUCUCACGAGUCAUACGGGAGUAUGCUCAAAUGAAAAGAUUCAAGAAAUAACCUCUCAGAAUGACGUCGACAAACGAUCUAGAUGUAAUUCAGUUCCUCUGUUCGUUGCCAAUGAAAACGUUGAAGACGCGGAAAAAAUUAACUCCAAUUUGUCAUCACUGAAUUCUCCUUCACGUGAUUUGAGCGAAUUGGGAAGUAAAAGCAGUAUAAUAUCAGAUACUAACAGCAACACUAAUCUUGAAAGAGAGGGCUUUAUACAUGACAUCCAGGCUUAUUCUUCAAAAGCACUUUGCACUGUGAAAAACGACGACAGCUGGCUCUGAGGAGCACAUCAGCUGAAACGAAGACAGAUAAUUAAAAGUGAGACUGUAUCUAAGUAUUAUUACCUGUACAUAUGUACCAUACAAAGCUUAGACGCAUGAAUAUGUUAAUGUUCUAGCUACACUGUCAUGUUAGCACUUUUUUCGACUAUUAAACCUCAGACUAUUGUGCACAAGAUAUUCAUUAUUCAUAGCCCGCCAAGAGAUGUUUCUACAACGCAUAGACUUUCCCCAGUUAACCAAAAGACACGUUGCUAAAAGACGAGGGGAGAGGUAGAAAAACCCGAAAUGGUCCCUUUUUCUCUUAUCCUCCACCCAUAUCGGCGCUUGACACGCAGGCUACACAAUAGUUUACCAGUUGGUAGCCUGCGAGGGUUCCCGGAGGUAAGGGGGGCCGGUGAGCAAGAGAGCGCCCCGGGUAGAACUUGCUUCCAGGCUAACCAGUUGGCUAUUUACAAGCAUGAACAAUUUCUUGUUUACACCGACACAACAACAUUGUCGUAGAAAAAUUUUGAAAGAAAAAUGUAUAAAGCGAAAUAGGAAAUAGGAAUUAGUGACCCCUAGUUUUUUGUUGUUCAAAGCAUGGUAUGGGUAUUAAAAAUUCUGAAAACAAUGAUGCACUUGCGUUUACAGAAUACAUGUAGCAAACUUUUUGUUUGUCGUUUUCUCAUCACCCAGAGUCUGUAGAGUCAUAAUCAUUCUUAGACAAUGAGUCAGUGAGGGCAGGUACAAUUUUCCACAUUUGCGUGCCAGUGUUUACAAGACAAAGCGUUCAGUAAUGCUGCUCCACUUUUGACAUUCCAGUGUUUAUUUGGUCGAUUAUUUUUAUUUAUUAGAAAUAUUUAUUCACUAAUCGGCGUAUUUAAAGCACAGUUUUUAUAGUCUUCUGGAGACAUGUGCCUAAACAUGAAAAGUAAAAGCGCGGUGUUGAGUAGAACAACGGAAGACUUGUAUCGGAAAUUUUAAGACUCAUGCAAGAAUAAAGUAUAUCGACAAACAAUUAAUUCCUGUUUGGCUUUUUACAUUUUUUCAUGUCUCCUCAUGUGUAGCAGUUUUUUUAUGACAACGUUUAAAUGGAAAUCAUAUACAUUGAAAUAGUGCAAAACACUGAAUAAGUCUAAUUCUUUCUAGCUAUAGCUGAGCCCUGAAGAGUGGUUUUCCCUUUCAUGUCUCCUGGAUGUUUUGAACCUGAUGACACUAUUCAUAGCUCACCAUCAUGUUUAUUCAGUCUACUAUGAUCACAUCAAUUAAAAAAGACAUUUACCCACUAAACUCUGCAAAAUUUUGCAAGCAAUUUUAAACAUAUCCCGCGCUAAAAAUUUAAUACAGAAUCAACAAAUCGGCAACAAAAUUUGUUGAUUCCCAUGCCAAGUUCUUACCAAAAAUGGAUACAGAAAAGAAUGAUAUUUAACUGAAUCAGUGUGGUAUAUCGUGUCAUGUAAGUGAAAGAUUAAAUUCGAAAGAAUCUUUUUCUAGGGGAGUGGGCACCCGUACCACAAAAAUACCGUCUUCUGUAUUUACAGCUCACAACUGAAUAAUCUUUCUCUAAAAAAAAGAAAACCUAGUGAUAUUGGUACGUGAUGCGAACAAUUUUCGAAUGUCUAAGUAAUGAUUGUAAUUCUGAUCAAAUAAAAUUGCGUAGACAAAGAAGGCGUUUUGUUUGAACAAUCUUAAGAAAAAUAGGAUGUUUACCCGCCAACAGAAGAUUACGAUAAAAUAACUUCGUAUUUUAUGAUCCAAAUCUGCAACUUCCCGUUCAAAAAUUUUGAGCGACUCUUGGCAGAAAUCGUGCAGAGCUGACAUGACUAAUUUAUUAAUAAGCAUCAUCGAUGAGUUCGCCGGAAAUUAGACAUUUUCCUGAUCGGUCCUGAAGAGAAUCAAGAAGUCGUUUUAUUAAUUGUUUGUUCUCUUUUAGAUUUUAGCGACCUGGGAAAAUAAAGUUCAUAUUAUUAAGUAAAAUGUUGAGUAUGUUGAGAUGACCCUGUCGACAUUUUCCCAUAAGCUCGAGUAUCUUUUACAGCUUAUUAUCUUGGGCUCUCUCGACAUAUUUCCGUCGUACAUAUAAAAAGGUGAAAGGGACACCCACCUUUGUGUAAACAGGUCACAAAAUGAGCUAAAAUUACAGUCACUGUCAUUUCUGGGUCGUCACUACCGUGUCAUGUUACCAAAAGAUUCAGAAGAUUAGACUUCACUUGUUUACACGUCUUUAGCUCCUGUUUGGGGGCGAUAAAAAACACUAAACGAAGGGCAAUAUCGAUUUAUGAAUGAAACAUUGAUCUACUUGAUAAUAUGGAAGCUAUGCCAUCGGAAUCGCAAGCGAGGAGUAAAUCGUCGGCAUUUUCCCGGUGCAGUUUGACUUACUAUCUUGUUCACUUAGUUCUAGUAGUCACAGUGACUGUACCAACGAUAUUCUACAUCUUUCAACCGGAUCAUCCUCCACAUCACAACAUGAAUGAGUAAGUACCGAACAUUCUUUAGCAUUUUUAUAUGAUAUGGCACGCAUGCGACUGUUGUAUUUAUAUUAUUUUUCCCGGCGGCUUCUUUUACGGACAGAAAGUAACUGCGAAGUGUUGAAGUACUCCGUAUAUUAAUACGGCUUUUCCUGGAAUGCGUGUGGUUCAAAACUAUUGUUAAAUUGGUUAUUUAUUCUACAUUUAGAGCGGCUUCUGAACUGAAACAAAAGUGGCCACUACAAAGGUAUGAGACGGCGGCUUUCGUAAGAGUCUCGUUUCGUCCGUCGCACACGGGGGUACGCGAAAAUCUCACGUACACAAGAACGUCUUCAAUCUUUCUAGCGCCCGUGUGACCAUUUAAAGAAAAAAUGCAUUCGACCUGUGUUGGUCAGCCGAAGCCGACGAGAUUGGACGCCGACUUUUAACGGCUUAUUCGCCGGAAAAGACGACUCUCUGCGAGGUGUAGACUUCGAACACUGCUUUGUAAUACAUUAAGUUUGUAACAGUGAUUUUAGAGGUGUUUAAAGUAUCCUCUUAUUGAUUUCAGUACAGACAGUACAUGAUCGUCGUUAAUUCGGGAUAGAAACUCGAGAUAUUGAUUUUCCAGUUUCCUUGGUAUUUCAGAGUUUGGCACCUUUCGGUUUACACUGUAUUCAAAAUAAUAAAACCGAAAACCGCAUAAUUUAUCACAUUUUAACAAGUCUAAUAUGAGAAAUUUCCACUGAACGUCUAGGCAAAAUCCAAUAUGGUGGUUUCCAGUGGCUAAGUAGUGUCAUAGCCAACAGUAGCAUCAACCGGCGUUAUCAGACUUGCACCUACCCCUCCCCCAUUAAACCCAACGUCAACACCAAGUUCUUACUUGGGGUAAAAUCAUGUGUUAGGGAACGGAUAAGUGGGGAGUUUCGUUUAUCGUCUAUUGGUUUGAUUAGAAAGCACACCUGUCGUCUAGCCACAGUUACAUGAAAAACAUUUUCAAAAUUCUGACGACCCGCAAAAAUGACCCGUGGUCAUGAGUCAAAGUGCUUUAUACGAUAAAACUUCCCGUGGUUGUGCCAUGUUUUACAAUGGGCGACAAUUAUCUAGAAAUUCAAACGCUUCCUAAAGUCUUCCAUAGCCUUUUUGCCAGCGUAAUAUAUAAUUGCGUUUCUCUCCAAUAUCGUUUUCUGUAACUUCAGUAACUUAUCUUGCACUUUCCCCGCUGGCUGGUUUUGGGUAAAGGCGAUAUUAGUUUUAAAAAAUCUGAGUUUUGACACUUUGAAAUGAACAGAGCAUAAACCCAAAGGUGACGCUGGUUAUCGGAUGCUGUGCGCGUGCCGGUCUAUCUACAUAGAGGUACGACUUGACUCCUUUUAUGUUCAAUCGAUGUAUAGCCUCCCACGCAGGCGUUUUUAGGAGAGCUCGUUUUUCAUCUCUCCCCACAGAGAGGGGAGAGAUGAAAAACGAGCUCUCCUAAAAACGCCUGCGUGGGAAGCUAAUCGAUGGGUUGAUCACUUCCGAAAUACAAGGUCGUAAAGACCUUCGUAUAAGUGUUCCGAUUAUCCCACCCGUGAGGGGUAAGUUCCUUCCGUGGCAUGGGGUGAAGCAUUCUUAUGCUCUAAAGUAAGCCAGGAACUGAAAUUCUUGUAUCUCAUAAACUAUGCAGUAGUCCCAUUUUCCUGAGCAAAGAAAUAAAAAUUGCGUUAAUUUUAUCCCGUUUUAUCGCAUUUCAACCAAAAAUUUUGACUUCGAGAUUGCCAAUUGAUAUAACAAAAGGAUAUUACACCAAACUGUACUUACAAGUAGAAGUAUUACUGUAAUUUCUACCACGAAGAAAGGUUUUAAAAAGUACAGAUUGUAAUUGUCUUCAUGGAUCUUACAUAAAGGAGGUUUGCAAUGUGCAGUUGUGAAUAGUAAAUACUAGUGCUGUAUAUAUUUAAGGAACAAACUCAAUUUUCUUUAUUUUUCUGGUUGUAUAAAAAUUAAGUACUUGAUUAAGAAUCUACUUAGCCUAAUUACCAAUAACUACCCCAAAGUAAAAGAACCUUUUUUGCAGUCCUUAAAAUAUGUACCUUCUUAUUAGCGGGGGCUUACUGUAUACGUUUUUACGUCUUCCGCAGUACCACGAGUCUAGGAGAUGGCGAAACGUGGGUCAAUCCAAAUAAGUCAUCAAGACAAGGUAAAUUCAUUUUUCUUUAACAUAUUUCUUUAUUAUUAGAAGCACUUCUAUAGUUUUUUUCUCACGGGAUAGUGUAGGAAGUAGGAACCACUUAGCCUGCGAGCAAGGCCAAGAGUCACAAAUUUUUGCGGCUCGGUCGCGUGUGACUUACGACUCUCUAACCUGCGUGCAUGCGUUUGAAAAAUUUAUGGCGCAAAUAAAAACCUUGGCCUCCCGCGAGUGAGGAGGAGUCGUACGUGUCUUGCUCUCUGGUAAGUAAAUCUUGCGCGCCCUAUUUGUUGCGCUCUCACCAUGCAAGCUCACGACUCUCUCUCCAGACAUGGAACUUGCUCGAAGGGCUAGCAGUCGUCAAAUUUGCCGCCGAGAAAAAAUUGUCCAGAAACUUCAUUCUAAGCUGAUUAAGACUCAAGCAAAUUUUCCCGCCACUUUUUACCAACAGGUCAACAGCUCAAAUGCAACUCCCCGCUAAUUCUUGACCAAGAAAGAAGUCAAUGUCGACCGCCGUGUGACUGGACAACACAGUCGCCAUUAACCCAGAAGAUAUAUUAUGGGGUUGUUGUGAUGGGUUUCUGGCUGGUUCUUAUCGCUACAGUUAUCACCUUCGUUACUUGGGCCAGCAUAAAAGCCCUGUAAGUAAAGUUUGCCUAGUGGGAAAACUCUUUCCGCUUCGCUCUUAAUAGUUCUAGAUAACAUACGUCUAUCCUUUCUUGAACCUACUUAAUUUAGAUCUAUGUGCAAAGAAAAAACGUUACUGCUCAUUUUGAAAGAAACGAAAAAAUGAUAGAUCACCGAACUCGUUUAAGAAAAAAUGAAGAUUUACCUCUCUGGGGAGCUCCAGUCUUAAAGAAAAAGUCGCCAUGUUUUAAAGUGCACUCUCCUAUCACUCGUGAAAUUAUACGCAGUAAGGAUGCGCAAUGCAGGAAUAAUCUUAAAGUUGUUCAGGAGACCACGCCACAACCUGCUUGUUGCUUUUUUGGGGCUUCAAGAUUGGGUUUUUAAAUGCUUGAGGAUCGCACUCUCUUGACGUCAUUAACAACGCCCUCUUAACGUUUUCAGCCGCAAGUUUCCACACGUUCUCCGCUUUCACAUCAUGAUUUGCUGCAUCCUUCUUGGUAAGUAAUAUCUAAUAUAAUGUUAUAAGGUGAAAAAAAAUGGGUCGAAAGUGGAAGAAGUAUUGCUUUAAGGUGAAUCCCUAUUAACAGAUGAAGGUUUUGAAGUACAAUACCGUAAUGUCAAUUCUAAAUACCCCCCUGCGUGAUUGUAUUUGCAACAACGUGGAACGAGGUGACAGUUAUAAGCAGCCAAAGAGUGAAGGACUUUCUCCAAAAGAUAGCCCGAAGAAACAGCCAACAUUUGGCGACGCCACCACUGUUUUCCCGGCAAAAUGACGUCUAUGGAACAUGCGCAGUAAUUCCAUACUGAUGACGCGUCACUAUUCUGAUCUGGGUAGUGCUUCUGAUUGGUUAAAGAAAAUUUUCUUAGCAGCACGACUAAUGCGGAUCUGGGUAGUGACACGUCAUCAGUAUGGAAUUUCUGCAAUUGGUCCUAAGAUGUCAUUUCGCAGGGAAACAAGUAGUGAUGUCAUGAAAGGUCGGCUGUUUUCUCAGGACACCCAAGUGAAUAAUUUGAAGCAAAACGGCGGAAGUGGAGUGUAUCAGUUCUCAGGCUCCUUUUUAUAAAAUAGUGGCAGAAAAUAUGAAGUUCAGCAAUGACAAGUUCCCCAACCCCAGGCAGAACUUUGAUAACAAAUGCCCCAUCGUGGCAACGCAACGCACGUCUUGAUAAAUUGCCGUGUGGAAUAAGCACGCUUUGGAAUAUUUAUAAGACUAUUGUGUUAUCCAGCAGGGUUGUUGAACUUCCUUAAAUAUGCCUACGGUUUCUCUUUCCUAUUUUUCUCCUUUAGCUUGCUGCAGGAUGAUUCCCAUUCGAAUUGGACUUGGGAAGACAUUUUGUGGAGAGGAAAAAUAUUGGAAGCUAGGUGGCCAUUCCUCGUUCGCUGUUAAACUCCUAGGUAAUUUUCAAAAUAUACGUACUCAGCAACCUCGUAACGGACUUCUGGUGUCUAAGAAACAACCGGAUGGCGACGGCAUCAAGACGUCACCUUAAAAAUGAAUUUGUUUUGUUUCAUUUAUCAUCGAUAUUAUUUCUCCUCGCUCAUGCAGUAAUUUGUCGAUUAUUGGCGAAUUUUCCUUGAAUCGAUCGUAAGGAACUUAUCCAAGUACAGAUUCUCGUCGUAGGCGUACAGUGCGGCAACACUCUUUGUAUACGUGGAUGAGAUCCCAUUCGCUACUUAAAAACCGAGGAGUAAACUGGGUCGAGUUAACUUUCGCAAAGACUUCUGGGAUUCCAGGAACGAUUGCGGGACGCAUUUUGGCUCCAGUUUCCUCCUCGUUUCUAAAGUGGUCGAUACUAGUGUGACCACUCAAACAAAGCUUCUUUACCAGUACUUUAAUUGCAAUAUUUGUUUUUCACCAUUUUACAAAAAGAUAUCUGGAAAUUUUGCCAAACGUUGGCUUUGGUCACUGAGUUAAGCGCCUCACGAGGCAGUUUGCUCCUCAGCAACUUCCUUGCCUGUAGACUGAAUUUUUGUGGAGAUUUUUGCCAAGCGAGGCGUCGACGGAAAGUUUUGUUGAAGUCACUUUCAAUAUCAUCUCCCCGUUUACUUUGCGACCGUGGAAUACAACUCAUGGAAUACCGUGUAAAAUAUCCAACGGCUUUCUAGCCCUCCGUUUGGCUGUAUCCCCCAGAGCAUGUGAUAAAACAUGAGGAAAUGUUACAAUUUCUUAAUAUAAUCUUUCCUUAUUUUUCAGGCGCCACAUCGCAUUAUUUUAGUCUGGCUCAUUCCUUCUGGGCCAUGUGCUUCAUAGUGAAUACUUACGCCGUUAUCGUACAUGAAAGGCGAGGAGUUUUCAAGCGUCCUGUCAAAUUCCACUUCAUGCAAUCUGUCUUCAGCUGGUUGGGCCCCGCGGGCAUUGUUUUAGGCUGUCUUUUUAUCUCUCCCCCUGGAUACAGGUUUGUGUUCGCCGAUCUUCUGGCCGCUGGAACCGACAGCAUUCAAAUGGCUUACUUCGCUUUCACGCUGCCCAUGCAGGUCUCGUUAGGAGUGUCUCUGUGUUUGCUGUGGUCCAUUGUAUGGUGUCUGAGAAAGGUAGUAAAAUUAUUUCUAGUCACAUGUCUUACCUUUCAUUGCCCUAUUAGACAUGACACGAUUGUUACUAAAACUAGGUACGGGGAACGAGCUCACUGAAGAAAAAAAUUAAAAAUGGACAAAAACAUAGCCUUAAUCCUGGCCCCAUUACUAACUCCAUCGACUAUUUUUAUGUUUUGUAUCCAUUAUUCAUCUCCCGUUCCCCGAGCUCCGUUUCCCAUUUCCCGUUCUCCAUAUCCUGCGUACCAAACGUUCCCAGUCGAGUUAUUGGGCGAACGCUGGAGAGACAGCAAAGGAAAUGAAAUAGACCUCUUUGGCUUGUUUUGUUUUCCCAGUACAGGUCAUGUGAUAAUAUUCUAGAGAACUGUUUCUUUCAAAUUUAAUCGUCUUAUUCAUGUGCAUAUGUACGCAUAAUUUAUGAAAAGAAAAGGGUCAAGUUCCCCUGGGACCUUUAUUGGGAAAACAAAAUAUACAAGCUAAAGAGGUCUAUUCUCUCGUCCCAACUUUCUCGACGAACUCGCGCGGAAACGCUUGCUUGGCAGGCUACGUUCUCCAUCAGAAGAACAUCCAACAUUUCACCUUCGUGAUAAGCUUAACGCAGAAUUGCAAUGGAGGGAGAAGUGUGACGUCACGUUACCAUAGUAGCAAAAUUUCUGGAUCACAACAAUAGGGAGUUUAAAGGGGCUGUGUCACGACAGUCCACUUCAUUUUGUCUUAUUUUACCAAUUACUCGGCGCCCUCAAUCGCUAUGGAACUGAAACUAGGCAAAGAAAUUACAUGUAAAUGACAAAAUCAGAGAUUAGAGGCAAACAAUUAUGUCCCCUGAGCAUUAUUUUUGAAGCUGCAAAAAGCAGAGAUAAACUUUGACAAACUGUUAGGCUGAACAGUUUUCAAAAACCCUAAUUUUAAUCCGUUUCAAUCGUCUUCUGUUUUGCCCAUCCGUGGCAGCUGUUGUAUCUGUUGCGUUAUUUUAACCUUCCUUUAACGUUUUAAAAGGUUAUUUUUAUGUUUUUUUUAAUUCAACGUGCAUUUUGCAAUAACCUAAUUUGGCUGAAUUUCCCGAUACAGCCCCUUUAAGCAACGACGACGGCGACGGCAACAAAAACAGUUAAAAAGCAAUAAGUUUAUAUUAGCAAAACAACAACUUUGCACGUGCAUCACGCUUUUUUGUACAUUUCUUAGCCGUUGUUUCACGUCUGCGACGUGAAACUUCCUAAUUUAACGCGCUUGCUUUAUAGAGUAGGUAAACCCAACACAAAAAUUUUAUCUUUCUUUUUCUAAACUUAAAUACAGUCCUUUCGGAUUCAACCCCAGAAAAUUUCGCGAACAUUUGACAAAUAAAGUGAAAUUGAAUAAGAUUGAUUAAGUUUGAAACAGUGCGAAUUCACUUUUUAAGUGAAUUUUCGGUUUGUUGUCAUCCAGAAUUUUUGCUACCAUGGGAACGUGACGUAACGACUUCUCCUCGAUCUAUAUAUCAUGGGUAACAAAACGAGGCCCUGGAAAAUCUGAAAAUUUCGUGCUUCUCAGACUCAGACUCCGGUGAGCAAGAACAGAACGUUUUCAUAUGAUUUCACGUCCGCCAUAUUCGUGUUCCAAAACAAUAAACGGCAGCCAUGUUGCUGUCUCUGUUGUUUUUUAACCUUUUUUCUUACGUAAAAACUAGCUCUUUUUUGCUCCAAUGAAUUGCAUGGCUACUGGCCACGUAAAUGCUCUUUACUGGGAUUCCAUCUCGUCUUGUAUGAUGGCCGCAUGAUACCAUUAGCCUUUAGCUUAACUGCAUAAAGGGACUCGUAGAUAAAAGCGAUUCCACCGAGGAAAACGUUUGAAAUAAAUAGCUGAUAGCCUGCACGGCCCUAGAAUGUUAACUAUUGUUACACGUUCAACUUCUUUCCAGCUAACCAACCAGAUUACGCUAAAACAUUGUUACAGUGGAACCUCGAUAUAAGGGACUGGCAAAAUUUUUUCGCUAUAUCGAGGUUCUUUUUCAUAUAUUUUAUUAUUACUGGGUUAAAGGAAAUCGUUUGUCAUACCGAGGUCUUCGUUAUUUAGAGGUUCGUUUUAUCGAGGUUCUACCGUAAUUAGCUUGGUGGACACUAAUGGUCGUUUUUUUUUUCUUGCCAGGCUCGUUUGGACUCAACUAAACGUGUGAUCCGCGCGAGGGAUGAGCGAGUCUCCAUGAGGCGCGUGGAGCGGCAGUUUAUAAGCAUGGCGGUCGUUAUGCUGUUGCUGGUGGGAAUUGUCUUAACCAUCAACACUGUAAUCAUAUACUGCGUAAGAGGUUUUAUCCACGAUUCCGAAGUUUAUUUUCUUUGUCUACAGGUAACGUAUCACUCCAUCUAAGUCGACGUAACUUCUCAGAUCAAAAAUCAUUACGGUCUAUAUUUCAAACCAUGAUUACACAGGCGAGUUUUUGGGAUUUUUUUGAUGCGAUAUAUGAGAGAUUUCAUAUCGCGCGCGUAAACUUGCGUCGGAUUUCAUGGCAAUUUCAUGUGGCUGUCGCCACGCAGUAGCUACUAUAGACCAUAACCGAGUCCCUAGCUAGCCUCUAUAUAAAGACGAGGGUAAGUGCAGUGUCUUUGAUAUAGACAUGCAGGUGCGGAUCUAGGAUAAAUACUGACCGAUGUCCUAAACGAGGGCCGAAGGCGCAAGUACUAUCUAGCGGGAUCCGAGGGGCAGGCUCCCCCAAGAAAUGCUUUGGUUUUUAACUUUUCAAGUCUCCUUUCCUGGGUUUUAGAGUCAUUCAGGCAGGAAAUUGCCCAGGUUUAAACUUGGAAAAUGUUUUUUAUUAUUAAAAAAAUAUUUAUAAUGAAAAAACUGACCGAUUUCUGUAAAACGGUGGAAACCGGUGUGGAUCCGCGCCUUCUACUCUCGAGCUCCUUUUUCACGCAGGCUAACGUCUAUAUUUUCCAUGAUGUUAUUUCAACUGCUAUUUUUUCGUACCAAUACAAUGGGAAAAGAUUGUAUAUCUUGUUUUUCAGACAUCGAAAGACUGCAAGUCUCCCAGCUACAACACAGUCUUACCGUUAAUCAAUCUUGUGGCUCCUGGCUUUUUGUGCAUAAUCUUCUUCUUCUUGUUAUUUAUGAACAAAGAUUGCCGUCAGAUAUGGAAGAAUUGCUUCGCAAAAUUCAAAAAGCCCUUUGAGCUUUGCAAACCACCUUCAAACAGACUACGCGCUGAAACGGUUCGUUCAAGGGGUUCUUCAACAUUGACUGUUCUUUCUGAACGCAGAUCUUCUGAGCCUUACAUAAACCAAAAAAUAGACCCCAUCGUGCUGGCAAGAAUACAACAUUCCAAUCGUUUUUCAGAGCGUGACGUCAUGAGAUUCUCUUUUGGAGAGAGGAAGCCAAGGUCUUCCACGUUAAGUUUGCCAGCAAGAAAUCAAACGAACACUCUUUCUGAGAGGAGGGAUACGCGGAUUGAAAUUCUUUUGACACCUCCCCCCGACGAACUAGACUGUCGGCCUCUAAGGACAAAUUCUGUCCCUGUAUUUUUGCUUCACGGACUAGAAUCGCAAGAUACCACCUCAAUCGAGAAUUACAGUGGAGCUACGACAACAAACAGUUCGUGUGUCGACGACGCUUCGGAACGAAGUAUCGGCGAGGAAUUAGAUGCAAAUAGCGAAAGAGAAAACUUCAUCCCGAAACUAGAGGAAUGUUCAUCAAAGUUGUAG
This is a messenger RNA of Porites lobata, 15792 nucleotides long. Lineage: Eukaryota; Metazoa; Cnidaria; Anthozoa; Scleractinia; Poritidae. The record is from the annotation of a GenBank genome assembly.